This is a messenger RNA of Capronia epimyces CBS 606.96, 174 nucleotides long. RefSeq lists its product as uncharacterized. Lineage: Eukaryota; Fungi; Ascomycota; Eurotiomycetes; Chaetothyriales; Herpotrichiellaceae. The record is from RefSeq and is a predicted model, not a curated record. Bases 1 to 174 code for a protein of 57 amino acids. The transcript has a single exon.
AUGGAGGAGAUCGACCUCAGCAACAUCGUCCAGGGACGCACUCGCCGCAAGCAGAUCGAUUGGGCUGAAGCAGAGCAGAAAUCCAAGGAUGCCGGUGACCAAUUUGACGACGACGAUGAAGAUGAUGAUGAGGACUUCGAGGCGGAAGACGAUGACGAAGAGAUGAAGGGUUAA